Molecule: messenger RNA, 1308 nt
Organism: Myotis brandtii (Brandt's bat)
Lineage: Eukaryota; Metazoa; Chordata; Mammalia; Chiroptera; Vespertilionidae
Product: cytochrome P450 2W1
Exons: 11
Coding region: 1-1308 (435 amino acids)
Biological process (GO): xenobiotic metabolic process
Cellular component (GO): intracellular membrane-bounded organelle; cytoplasm
Molecular function (GO): iron ion binding; heme binding; oxidoreductase activity, acting on paired donors, with incorporation or reduction of molecular oxygen, reduced flavin or flavoprotein as one donor, and incorporation of one atom of oxygen
Source: RefSeq, a predicted model, not a curated record
AUGCCCCAGCGGCUGGCGUCCUCCCAGCCCCGAGCGCUGGCCUCCGGGGUGAGCCCCCGCAGCUCCCCACAGCCCCCUCUCGUCUCCAGCGCGGGAACCCAGCUCCAUUCCUACCUCCGCAGCCCCUGCCCUGGCACUUGUCUGCAGGUGUGGGCGGUGAGCCUGGGCCACCAGUGCCGCCGCCGUCCAGCAGGGGCCGCCACGCUGCCACCUUCGGUCCUGGAGGUGCAGUGGACCAGGAGCCGUGUGGUGGACAAACACUCCGAGAGGGACCGCGUCGCACAUGCCCUGGCCGACCCGUCUACUGGGAGCAGCCUGUCCUCAUGCGGGAACCUGCAUCUGCUGCGGGUGUCCCAGCAGGAGCGCUCGCUGAUGGAGCUCUCAGAACAGUACGGGCCGGUGUUCACCGUCCACUUGGGAGGCCAGAAGACGGUGGUGCUGACCGGCUACGAGGCGGUCCGGGAGGCCCUGGUGGGCACGGGGCAGGAGCUGGCCGACCGGCCCCCCAUCCCCAUCUUCCAGCUCAUCCAGGGGGGCAGGGGUAGGUUUGCGAGGGGGAGAGGGCCCCCCCCCCGGUGGGGAGGGGCAGUCGCCAGCCCUGCUCUUCCGGGGGAGGGGGGACAGGGUGUCCGUGGACCAGUUUGGAGGCCUGUCUCCCCCACAGGCCGGCCCUUCCCGCUGGCCCUGCUGGGCUGGGCUCCCUCCAACGUCACCUUCACGCUCCUCUUCGGCCAGCGGUUUGACUACCAGGACCCUGUGUUCGUGUCCCUGCUGGGCCUCAUCGACGACGUCAUGGUCCUGCUGGGGACGCCCGGCCUGCAGCUGUUCAACAUCUACCCCCGGCUGGGGGCCCUCCUCCAGCUGCACCGGCCGGUCCUGAGGAAGAUCGACGAGGUGCGGGCCAUCCUGAGGGCCCUCCUCCAGGCACGGCCGCCCNNNNCCUGCCCACCGGCCCCGCAGGGGACAGACCCCGACGGCUUGUUCUCGGAGGCGAACGUGGUAGCCUGUGUCCUGGACAUGGUCAUGGCCGGCACCGAGACCACCUCGGCCACACUGCAGUGGGCGGCCCUCCUGUGGGUGCAGGGCCCACCCUGGGGCACACCCCAGCCAGCCCAGCUGCUCCUCCUGCAGGGCACGCCAGUGGUCCCCUUGCUGAGCUCCGUGCUCCUGGACAAGACGCAGUGGGAGACGCCCGGCCAGUUCAACCCGGGGCACUUCCUGGACGCCGAGGGGCACUUCGUGAAGCGGGAGGCCUUCCUGCCCUUCUCCGCGGGUGGGCAGCUGCGAGCUGGGACCUCGGGUGAAUAG